This is a messenger RNA of Oldenlandia corymbosa var. corymbosa, 2688 nucleotides long. The record is from the annotation of a GenBank genome assembly. Lineage: Eukaryota; Viridiplantae; Streptophyta; Magnoliopsida; Gentianales; Rubiaceae.
UCUAUUUCUUAAGUUGAAAGACCCAACUCCCUCUAGUAUUUUUAGUUAGAAGAAACAUAAUAAUUAUUUCGAGACAGAAAAAAUAACUAAUUAAAGAAAUGGAGUGAAAAAGCAAUUUUAUUGAGCAAACAUAAUUGCUGGGGAAAAAGGAGAGAAAAUGAAAAAGGCCAAGGCAACUAACUAGCCUAGGAUUUUAAGACUGCAAAGUACAAACAAAAAUAUAAAAUAAAAUACAAAAAACAAAUUGAAGGAAAUCAACUACUAGUAUAUAUACAAGUCUAGUAAACAAACAUCACUCAUUCAUAAGGAGUAAACAACAGAGUGGUUUUGACAUUAGUCCUCUUCUCGUUCAUUUAAAAGGGGAAAAAAAGCAUACAAAAAUUCAAGUGGAUAUGAAGAAGAGUUUGGAGGAAGAAUGGGGAGAGUUGAGAGAAACAUUCAACAGUGGGAAAACCAAUGAACAGUCAUGGAGAAGAUCCCAAUUGAAAGGGCUACUCAAUUUGCUCAAGGAGAAAGAAGAGGACAUUUUUGAAGCACUUGAAAAGGAUUUAGGCAAACACAAAGUUGAGGCUUACAGAGAUGAGGUGGGACCAUUGAUCAAAUCCGUUAAUUACAUCCUCGAAAACUUGAAGCAGUGGAUGUCUAGUAAACAGGCGAAAUUGCCACUUGCUGCAUUCCCAUCUAAGGCUGAGUUGGUGCCAGAACCCCUUGGAGUUGUCCUUGUUCUUUCAUCCUGGAAUUUUCCCUUUGGUUUGUCAUUGGAACCAGUAAUUGGAGCAAUAGCAGCAGGAAAUGCCGUGGUGCUAAAGCCAUCGGAACUGUCUCCAGCUAGCUCAGCGGUGCUGGCUGAUUUAAUCCCGAAGUACUUGGAUAAUAAAGCCAUCAAAGUUAUUGAAGGUGGCUCUUCAGUUGGAGAGCAGCUUUUGGAGUUGAAGUGGGACAAGAUUUUGUUCACAGGGAGUGCAAAAGUGGGACGUAUAGUUAUGUCGGCAGCGGUUAAGCAUCUAACUCCUGUCGUUUUGGAGUUGGGUGGGAAGUGCCCAACAAUUGUUGAUUCCUUUUCCAGUUCAAGAGACAAAGAGAUUGCAUUGAACCGGAUUUUAUCUGCAAAAUUUGGCGCCUGUGCCGGCCAAGCAUGCAUCGGAGUUGACUACAUUAUUACAGAGAAAAAGUAUGCUGCAACUUUGGUAGAACUGCUUAAGAAUACACUCUUAUCAAUGUUUGGAGAAAACCCAAAAGAAACGCGCAAUAUUUCAAGAAUCAUCAAUGAAAAGAAUUUCUUCAGACUAAAGAGCCUGUUAGAUGAACAAUCUGUUAAAGAUUCAAUUGUCCAAGGAGGCUCAUUUGACGAAGCCAACUUAUUUGUUGAGCCAACAAUAUUGUUGGAUCCUCCACUCGACGCCACAAUCAUGACUGAGGAAAUAUUCGGACCUUUGCUUCCAAUUAUUACCGUGGAAAAAAUUGAAGAUAGCAUUCAGUUCAUCAAGUCAAGACCAAAACCAUUAGCUAUUUACGCCUUCACCAAAAAUGAAGCUUUCAAGAAAAGGCUUCAAUCUGAGACCACAUCGGGAAGCAUUGUAUUCAACGACACUAUCAUCCAAGUAAGUUAUAACGUUUACAGUGACUUAGUAUAGAGAUCCAAUUAUUUUUUAUAAAUUUUGUUUUUUUUAAUUACACGUGGAAUGUAACAUUUAAAUGCUUGCUUAAUCGUUUUAUUAUUAUUUUUUUAAUAUAAUGUUACAGUAUGCCGUAGACACUCUUCCGUUUGGUGGGGUGGGAGAAAGCGGUAUGGGGAGAUACCAUGGGAAAUUUUCCUUUGACACAUUCAGCCAUGAGAAAGUUGUUGCAAGGAGAAGUUUUCUGACGGAUUUUUGGUUUAGAUAUCCUCCUUGGACUGAACAAAAGUUGCAGCUCUUUAGGCUUGUUUAUGUUUUUAAUUACCUUGGAAUCGUCCUCAAUUUAUUAGGCCUCAAAAGAUCUUGAAGGUCUUUUUCAUUAAGGUUACUUCGUAUUUGUGUAAUAAGGAGGUGAAAUAUGAAUCUAUUUUUCAUAUAUAGAUUCAGGUUACCAAUGUCAAUGAGAAAAUAUGUAUUUUUAUUAUAUCUAAGGGUGUGAGUACAGAUUAGGUUUUCCAAAACGUGAAUUGGAUUGGACCAUGAAAUGUUAUUUAGUUUGUAAUCGCAACUUGUAAGACGUUUUGCAACUUUGUAGAUGUUAUAUAGUUCUACAUGUAAAUUUAUACACGUCUUAAAGAUCGCAUCAAAACGGGUUUUCAAUCCAUCAAUUUGGCUGACACGAUGUCAUGUAAAAUUGGUUCGGAGGUCAAAAGGUCAGCAAUUGCAAUUAGGGUUGGUCAAUUGGGAGCAAGCGACGUCGUUCAGGAGCUGAUCAUGUUGGAUGAAUUGAGGACCAAGUCACGUGCAUGCAUGCAACCUUCAGCAGCUUUUUUUAAAUUAUCUUAGCUGAAUAUUAAUCUUUACUUACUAUUGAAGUUUAAAUGAUGUAGGGUGGUAAAUUAUGUCAUUAUAUCAUCAAAUCAGUACGAUGAAAUGGAAUUAAGCUUGAUUUUGAUGAUAAUAUCUUCUCUCUUCUUUUCUGUACGUCUCAAUACUCACCCUUCAUCCUUUUCCUUUUUCUGCAAAAACUCUUUUCUCCUUUCGGCUGCCUUCUUUCUCUCUCCUUCUACCU